AUGCCGCCGAAAGCAGGCGAUGUUGCUGCCGACCGAUUCUGCACCGCAGAGGGUAUCGUCAUUUUCGAGGGCAAGCCGCACAAAGAGAAGGUUCUCUAUGGCAACCUUCUCUGGGAUGGUGCCCUUGCACUGUGCCGGUUUUUUGCAUCGGAAUGGUCUCCUGCGGUGGCUGGCAAGUCUGCUCUUGAGCUCGGAGCUGGCACAGGAGUCGUGGGCCUGACGCUGGGCCAUCUGGGCGCGGCUCCGGUUUGCAUCACUGACUCGGAGAAGGAGUUGCUACCGUUGAUGGAGCAGAACAUCCAGGCCAACAGCCUCGGUUCCUGCACUAUCGCCCGCCGCCUGGAUUGGGGCGAUGAGUCCAGCUACAUGCACGAGCAGCCCGAGCUCCUUGUCGCAGCUGACGUGCUCUACGAGGGCGACGGAAGCCUGUUUGCGAGAGCCGUUGCCGGACACCUUGGCAUGCGCUCUGAGGCGUACGUGGCCAACCACCACAGCCCGAAGAAGUGCGAGGCAACCCUCGGCUUUCUCAGAGCAGUCCUUGAGAAGGGCAUGGAGGUGCAGAGACUCGAGGACGCCGAGGGCUUCGCCCUGGGCUGCCUCCAGAGUCGAAGUGGCUUUCGAGAUGCCCGCUUCGUUUCACUUGGUCGAGAUGUUGAGGCCGCCCUUCUCUCGGUUCGGGAUGCCCGGUUCCGCGAGCGGGACCUGAGUCCGAUGAAGCACAUUCAGAUCUUCCGCCUCACAUGGCGGCGAAUUUCCUCACUUUGA
Molecule: messenger RNA, 765 nt
Organism: Symbiodinium sp. CCMP2456
Lineage: Eukaryota; Dinophyceae; Suessiales; Symbiodiniaceae
Source: the annotation of a GenBank genome assembly